AUGGCUCCUGGCGUCUCAGAUGAGAAGAAACCUGAUGAUGAACAGUCUUCAAAAGAGAAUUUUAUCCAGCUCCACAACCCACACUUGGAGAAAAUGAAAGAAGAUAUCCUGUACCAUUUUGCUCUUGGGACUGGUACCCAUGAUUUUCCAGCAUUGUUUGGGGAUGUAAAGUUUGUGUGUGUUGGAGGAAGUGCUUCACGGAUGAAAGCUUUUAUCACAUACAUGGCUGAAGAACUGGGACUUGGGAGCCCUGGUCGUGACUAUCCUAACAUCUGCGCGGGAACUGACCGCUACGCAAUGUACAAAGUGGGACCUGUUUUGUCAGUCAGCCAUGGUAUGGGCAUUCCUUCUAUUUCAAUCAUGUUGCAUGAACUGAUCAAGCUGUUGUAUCAUGCCAAGUGUUCCAACAUCACCAUUAUUCGCAUUGGGACUUCUGGUGGAAUAGGUCUGGAGCCAGGCUCAGUGGUUAUAACUAGACAAUCUGUAGAUGCCACCUUCAAACCUCAGUUUGAACAGGUUGUUUUGGGAAAGACUGUGGUUCGCAGUACAAACCUAGAUGAACAGCUAGCUAAGGAACUGAUGCAGUGCAGUAAAGAAAUCAACCAAUUCAAUACAGUCAUUGGAAACACUAUGUGCACUUUGGAUUUCUAUGAAGGACAGGGCAGGCUGGAUGGUGCAAUCUGCUCAUACAAUGAAGAAGAGAAACUGCGCUAUUUGAAGGAAGCUUAUGAUUCUGGUGUCAGAAACAUAGAGAUGGAGUCUUCUGUAUUUGCUGCAAUGUGUAAUCUCAGCGGUGUCAAAGCUGCCGUAGUGUGUGUCACUCUUCUGAACCGACUUGAAGGGGAUCAGAUUAGUAGCUCACAUGAUGUACUUGUGGAGUAUCAGCAGAGACCACAGAAGUUAGUGGGGUAUUUCAUUAAGAAAAGUCUUGAAAAAGUAUGAAAUAUCCAUCUUUGCGUAACAGAAGCAGAAGGCUUUUGCACAGCUGAAGUUGUGGUCACGACAUCUGUUCAGUAAAGGUCUUUUGCCUCAGAAUACCUUACAGCAUUCCAUGUGGCUGUGGAAGUUAAUCAUUUAUGUCACUGCUUUGGGAACUGAAUGUACUGAAUGGAGUUCAUUUAAGUUUUGCAUAGUUAUAUGUUGCUGGAUAUAAGACAUAUUUCUGUGAAUGGGAAAGUAUAUCUGUUGUAAAGGACAAGCCUGCUAUAAUAUAUAGAAAAGCUUUAUUUAUGCUUG
Messenger RNA from Indicator indicator, 1236 nucleotides. RefSeq names its product uridine phosphorylase 1 (gene UPP1). The transcript has 7 exons. Gene Ontology annotation, molecular function: uridine phosphorylase activity. Bases 1 to 942 code for a protein of 313 amino acids. Gene Ontology annotation, cellular component: cytosol; cytoplasm. Lineage: Eukaryota; Metazoa; Chordata; Aves; Piciformes; Indicatoridae. Gene Ontology annotation, biological process: nucleotide catabolic process; uridine catabolic process. The record is from RefSeq and is a predicted model, not a curated record.